UAUUGUCUGUUUAAUAUUUACAGAUCUAUAACGAUGAAGUGCCUCAGUGUUUUACUGUUAGCCAUUGUUGGUAUCGCCAGUGUGACAGCUUACUACGGUCAUCACGGCAUGUACAGAGGUUAUGGUUCAAUGUAUGGUAUGGGUUACGGAUCAUUAUACGGUGGCUAUAGAGGUAUCGGGUAUGGUCGUGGCAGAUACCCAUAUUCUGGAAUCGGCUACGGUUCAAUGCUUGGCGGUAUUGGCUAUGGAUCUAUGUAUGGUGGAAUCGGUUAUGGAUCUAUGUAUGGCGGUUAUGGGUCGAUGUAUGGAGGAUAUGGAUCUAUGUAUGGAGGAUAUGGACGUAGAUAUGGAGGAUACGGAUACAAACACGGAAAAUACCCUCACUACUAUCCUAGCAAGAAAUACGGAUAUGAUUAUUAAACUGAACACGUAUAUCAUUCGUGAAUCACCGUCCACUUGUUAAUCCACACUUCAUGUGAUAAAUUAACUUACCACUUACCCCACACUUGCUGGACAAGUCUUCGAGUAAAUGUUUUGUGACUGGCAGAUCAAUAGAAUAUUAAAUACUUUAAUAAUUAUCUUUCCAAUUGAAUUGAAAUGCAUUAUAUAAAUGUUUGAAUAUUAAUUAAAAUUCUCUACAAUCUAUACAAACUUAUUGGAAUAUAUUAACUGAUUUGCUUAUGUAUGUAUGACUGUUUUUAUGUAAGCGUUAAGUAUCUUUUACAAUUAAAGUUUUUAAAACACA
Molecule: messenger RNA, 745 nt
Organism: Ruditapes philippinarum (Manila clam)
Lineage: Eukaryota; Metazoa; Mollusca; Bivalvia; Venerida; Veneridae
Product: neuropeptide-like protein 31
Exons: 2
Coding region: 34-420 (128 amino acids)
Source: RefSeq, a predicted model, not a curated record